AUGGGCCUCGGCCCGGUGGAUAGGAGGCGGAGGAGAAGCCGGCAAAUCAGGGGACGAUUGCUUCACUUUAUAACGCAGGGUUCAAAAGUCAACAAACUGCAGAUGGAUGGGGAAAUGAAGAAUGACUCAGGGAAGGUGACACAAGACAUGGAUCAAGGAAACUGUGAAUCCAGUGUAGAUAGCGCUACUCGGGCUUCGUUGGUCAACAAUAUAAAUAAAAUUAAGAGUGUUGUUGAGUCCUUGUCAAACAGGCUUGAAGGUCUGGGCACUUGUGUAGAAACUAUUGAAAAGGGUUUGAAAAAAUAUAACCGAGAGCCAGAUCCUGAUUUUCGUUUAGAUCUGAAGCCAUCUUCUUUGGAUCCAGUUGAUCUUCUACCAUCUUUCCCUGACAAGUUUGAUCUAAAUGUUUUUUGUAAUUGGGUAGAGAGAGUAGAAACAUGUUUUAGCUAUUAUUUUUUUUCAGAGGCUGAAAAAGCCGAACUUGUAGCCCGUACAUUGCCACAGGAAGGAGAGGCUUUCAGAUGGUGGCAAGGUAUCCAAAAUGAAAGCAUGCAAGUCGACGAACGCCCGUUUGAUUGGAGUGAGAUGAAGUUGCUUUUUUUGGAUGAAUUCGUUUCUCCAAAAUGUUUGGAAGCCAACAAGAAAUCCAAGACAUCCUUGUUCCACCACAAAGUCGUCAGAAUACGCAAAGGUGCCGCCUUCCAUCGUUGA
This is a messenger RNA of Lactuca saligna, 711 nucleotides long. Lineage: Eukaryota; Viridiplantae; Streptophyta; Magnoliopsida; Asterales; Asteraceae. The record is from the annotation of a GenBank genome assembly.